AUGCAGCUCACUUCAAGUCUCAUGUUUGUUACAAUGAUGUUUAUAACUGGGCUCAGCCCAGCAUCUUGUAAAGGUGACCUUGUCAGCUGCAGCUUGUGGACUGAUCCUCAGUUGCCUGGUCUUUCUAUGAAUGGAGACUUUAUAAUCGGGGGAAUUUUUUCUAUUCAUUUCUACACGAGAUCAGAGCAGAACACCUACACCAGACAGCCACUCCAGCUACAGUGCUCGGGGAGCAUGGAUUUAAGGGAGCUACGCUUCGCCCGCGCCAUGGAGUUCACCAUCCACGAGAUCAACAACAGAACAGAUCUCCUGCCGGGAAUCAUCUUAGGAUACCAGAUAUACGAUUCGUGCACUUCUGUUCCAAUGGCAAUCAAAGUGGGAUUUCAGUUUGCAAACGGUUUGGAGCCAGUUUUCAACGACACUAAUUCCUGUGUAAAAUCUGCUGGUGCGGCUGUACCUGCUAUCCUUGGAGAGUCUUCUUCCACCCCCUCCAUUAGUAUGGCCAGAAUGCUGGGUCUUUUUAGUAUUCCACAGGUGAGUCACUUCGCAACCUGCGCAUGUCUGAGCGAUAAGCGUGAGUUUCCUGCCUUCUUCAGGACUAUACCAAGUGACCACCACCAAGCAGCCGCACUGGCAAAAAUGGUGAAGUAUUUCGGCUGGACAUGGAUUGGGGCAGUGCGCAGCGACUCAGACUAUGGGAAUUAUGGAAUGGCGUCGUUUCUAAAGGCUGCGCAGGAGGAGGGAAUCUGUGUGGAAUACUCCGAGUCCUACUACAGAACACAACCGCGCAGUAAACUGGAGAGAGUGGCGAACGUCAUCCGGAGAUCAACAGCCCGGGUAAUAGUAGCGUUUCUCGCCGCAGGUGAAAUGAGGUUACUGUUGGAGGAGCUGACAAAACAGCCACCGCCUCCCCUUCAGUGGAUCGGCAGCGAGACGUGGAUCACCGAUCCAGGUUUCCUAAAAUAUAACAUGUGCGCUGGGGCGAUAGGAUUUAGUAUCCCCCGCUCGGUGAUUCCAGGUCUCCGUGAAUAUCUUCUGGAUCUCUCUCCAGCACAAGCACUGAAAUCUUCUCUGCUGACGGAGUUUUGGGAGAGCUCGUUCAGCUGUAGCCUAAAAGGCUCCUCAGAGGGCGCGCGGGAAUGUGACGGCAGUGAGGAUAUCCGCGCGCUGCAGAAUACAUAUACAGACACGUCGCAGCUGCGCGUGACUAACAUGGUGUAUAAAGCUACGUAUGCCAUAGCACAUGCCAUCCACGGUGUUAUCUGUAAUGACACGCAGUGCGACAAGAGCGCUAAAUUCACAUCACGGCAGAUACUCGACCAGCUCAAGAGAGUGAACUGCACAACAAAGAAUGGUUAUCAAGUCUCAUUUGAUUCCAAUGGUGAUCCUGUGGCCGUCUACGACCUCAUAAACUGGCAGGUUAACAAAGAUGGUAGGUUGGAUUUUGUGACUGUGGGACACUACGACUCAUCCAGACCAAGAGGCCAGGAGUUCAGUAUGAGCAGAGCUAUCAGCUGGGUGUUGGGACAGAAAGAGGUUCCAAGAUCCGUGUGCAGUGAGUGCUGUCCUCCAGGAACCAGGAAGGCUGUUCAGAAAGGAAAGCCAGUCUGCUGCUAUGACUGUAUACCAUGUGCAGAAGGAGAGAUCAGCAACAGGACAGACUCUUUGGACUGUAGGUACUGCCCUCCUGAGUUCUGGCCCAACACCAAGCGAGACAGCUGCCUCCCUAAGCCUGUGGAGUUUCUGUCCUGGGAUGACAAUCUGAGCAUCAUCCUGACAGUGUUCUCCAUUACUGGGGCCUUCAUUGCUCUAAGUGUUGCUGCUGUCUUUUACAAACACAGAAAUUCUCCAAUCGUCCGAGCCAACAACUCAGAGCUAAGCUUCCUGCUGCUAUUCUCACUGACUUUGUGUUUCCUCUGCUCACUUACUUUCAUUGGUCGGCCCACUCAGUGGUCCUGUAUGCUGCGCCACACAGCGUUUGGGAUCACCUUCGUCCUCUGCAUCUCCUGUGUUCUGGGGAAGACAAUAGUGGUGUUAAUGGCCUUCAGAGCUACACUUCCAGGCAGUAAUGCUAUGAAAUGGUUUGGGCCUCCACAGCAGAGACUCAGUGUUCUCACCUUCACUCUCAUACAGGUCCUUAUUUGUGUUCUUUGGUUAAAAAUAUCUCCUCCUUCUCCUUUCAGAAACAUAAAACAAUACAAGGAAAGGAUAAUCCUGGAAUGUGGAUUAGGUUCAAAUACAGGUUUCUGGGCUGUGCUGGGUUAUAUAGGAUUUCUGGCUCUUCUGUGUUUUAUUUUGGCUUUUCUUGCACGGAAGCUGCCUGAUAACUUUAAUGAAGCCAAGUUCAUCACAUUCAGCAUGCUCAUAUUCUGUGCAGUCUGGGUUACCUUUAUCCCAGCUUAUGUCAGCUCUCCUGGAAAGUUCACUGUAGCUGUGGAGAUAUUUGCUAUUCUGGCCUCAAGCUUUGGUUUGAUUAUUUGUAUUUUUGUCCCCAAGUGUUUUAUAAUUGUUUUUAGGCCAGAUCAGAAUACCAAGAAACACCUUAUGGGUAAAGUAUCCUCCAAGGCUCUUUGA
Molecule: messenger RNA, 2574 nt
Organism: Pygocentrus nattereri (red-bellied piranha)
Lineage: Eukaryota; Metazoa; Chordata; Actinopteri; Characiformes; Serrasalmidae
Product: extracellular calcium-sensing receptor-like
Exons: 6
Coding region: 1-2574 (857 amino acids)
Biological process (GO): G protein-coupled receptor signaling pathway
Cellular component (GO): membrane
Molecular function (GO): G protein-coupled receptor activity
Source: RefSeq, a predicted model, not a curated record